Molecule: messenger RNA, 1024 nt
Organism: Triticum aestivum (bread wheat)
Lineage: Eukaryota; Viridiplantae; Streptophyta; Magnoliopsida; Poales; Poaceae
Exons: 1
Coding region: 214-951 (245 amino acids)
Source: RefSeq, a predicted model, not a curated record
AUGUGGAUCACCAAAACAGAUCACAGUUUUUUUUUUUUGAGAGAGAAAAACAGAUCACAGUUUAUGGAAACCUCUACGUACGAACCACCAAAACAGAUCCUAUGAUGCACGUCUAUGAUCUGGGCUAAUUAUACCGCAUCGAUCGGGACGCGAUCGGAUCUCGCCCUGGACUGGGCUCCCUCCUAGAGCCAGCCACCCAUCGAGGCAUCGACCAUGGUAGGCGGCGGCGGCGACGACGCCAGGUCGCGGACGCAAGCUGCGAGAGGGCGGCGGCAGACAGCAGCGUCGCUGCCGUUGGAUGUGCUGGUGGACAUUGCAGCGCGCACCGACCCAGCCACCUUCGUGUCCUGCGCCGCUACGUGCGUGGACAUGCGCUGCCGCGUCAAGGAAUAUAUCAGCCUCCGUGCCCCCCUCCGCCUACGGGACGGCGACCACUUCGUGCUCCCCCUCCUGCGAGGCCACCUGAUCUACCGGCACCGUGACUGGUCCAUGCCAAAGGAUGAGUUAUUUGUGGUGGACACCACCGCGCCAUAUGCCACCAAGCUGCGCACCGCCACUGGCGGUGGCAUCCCCCUAUCGUCACGCGAUGGUCUCGUCCUCGCCCGUGUGGGAGUGGCCAAAGAGCUCCGCGUGUGCGACCCGGCCACCGGCAGGAGCCUGACCCUGCCGUCUGAACCGACGUUUCGUUGGGUGUCUGGGAUAAAUUAUGUCUUGAUCGUCGGCGACCAUGAUGAGGGUGUGACUCCCGUUGGUCGGCAUUUCCAUGUAGUCAUGGCAUACCUAGAUACGUCACAGUACCGCCCUCACCUGAAGCUCUGCACCUACUCGUCGGAGCACAGAGUGUGGGAUGCUACACUGAGAUUCAGGUCCCUAGCCUGCAAGGCAGCCGCUUGCAGGGACGCCUCAACAAGCCUCUGGUUGUCGGGGGCGCUGUGCACUGGUUUUGCCUGACCGACACCGGUACCUAUGUCCUGAAGCUCAAUGUCAGAGCGGUAAAGGUGAUGGUGACAAAGCUCCCAAAGAG